Molecule: messenger RNA, 2453 nt
Organism: Drosophila willistoni
Lineage: Eukaryota; Metazoa; Arthropoda; Insecta; Diptera; Drosophilidae
Gene: Cow
Product: proteoglycan Cow
Exons: 11
Coding region: 428-2329 (633 amino acids)
Biological process (GO): establishment of protein localization to extracellular region
Molecular function (GO): protein binding; calcium ion binding
Source: RefSeq, a predicted model, not a curated record
UCGCGUCGUCUUCAGUUCAACCGAAACCGAAUCAGUGUGUCUCCGGCUUCACUGCAUCAUCAUUAUCAUCAUCGAAGGACCAAUACUCCAAGUGCUCGUGAGUGCGUGUAUGUGUGUAAGACCGCGCCAGUGAGUGUGUGAGUGUGCGCCCGCGUUUACGUAUAUAAUAUCGUUUAUUGGCGUCCGUAGUUUUCCACUAGACACUAGACCGAUUUACAUACUAUAUAUCCACAUAGUCUAGGGUGGACACUAACAAUUAACAUUUUGCCAGCUUCUGUGAUUUCUGCAGAGCUUGCCCCAAAGCGGAACUUGUCAACGAACCGUAGCAGUAAACGCACUUCCUUCAGUGCCGCUUUUGUCGCUGUUGUCGUCGCCUGUCUCCCAACUCCAACUCCUACACCAGUUUCCUGAGCGCCUUUUAUCAGCCAUGAAACGUUUGCCACUGAUUGCCAGUGCUUGUCUGGCUUUGGUGUUGAUGUCAUCCUGUUUGAUUGGCAGCACCGAGGCUAAGAAGAAGAAAUAUGUUGGCGAAACUGGCGGUGAUUUUGAGUUUAUCGAUGAGAUAAACAAAAAUACUCAAAAUAGCAAGAACAUUGGUGAUCGCAAACGUUGGAUACACGAUCCCUCAAGUGACCUUUGCCGGCCAUUGAAUUGCAAAAAGAGAGAAAUUUGCCUACUCGAGGAUGAGUACAGUGCCGUUUGCGUGUCGAAGAAGGAAUUGCAUAAGAAUCGUGAUGAGAUAAUCACCAAGGCCAAGUAUAUGGAGGAGGAAGCCAAAAGGCGUGUCAAUCAACAAGAUAACGAUAGCCAGGACGUUGAGGAUAUCAACAAUGAUGAUGAGGACACCAGCAGUAGCAGCAGCAGCAGCAGCGGCAGCGACAAUGCCAACAUCAACACAAAUACCAACAAUGCCCAGGCCAAUGUUCAAGGGAAUGAGGAUAACGACGACGAAGAUAAAAGUCUCAGCCUGGGUGACGAUGAUGAGUCCAAGGAGGAUGAUGUCUUCUACGAGAACAACAUUGCCGCCAGCGAUAAGCAGCAGCAACAGCAACAGCAGCAACAACAACAGCAACCAGCACCCUCCAUCCAACAGGACGAUGAUGAGGAAUUAGACAACUGCAAGCCGUGCCCCGUGGCCAAGCCGACGUUCCUUUGCGGAGCGGACAACAGGACCUACUCAUCACUAUGCAGAUUGGAUUAUCACAAUUGCAUACAUUCGACAUCCAUACGGAUUGCCUGCAAAGGAUUCUGUCCCUGCAAGGAGAAUGCCGAUGGCAAGCGACUGCAGCGAAUUGGAGGCUACGGUAGCAGCAGCAGCAACAACAAUAACAACAACAAAUACAAUAAGAAACUCAUUUUGGAACAACAGCAGGCCUUUAAGGAUAGCAACAACAACAACAUUAUGAUGAAUAGCGGCAAUAUAAUGAAUGGCAACAACAACGAUUUCAAUACCAUCAUGAAUGACAAAGAGGAUAACAAUCGUCACUAUAAUCAUAUCAAUGCUCAAUAUACAUUCACUCCCGAAGAGAUCAAAUAUGAUAAUAAACAUUAUAAAUAUCUAAAAUACACAGCCUACAAGAAGGAAGCUAAAUACCAGGAGGAAAAGCAUAAGAUGCGCAAUUAUAACGAAGUUGUGGAGAAACAGCCACAAAAAUACAACAAGAACAAUAACAAUAAUAUGAAUGGCUAUCCAUCAAAGUCGGCUGAGUGUAAGCCCCAGCAAUUGACCGCAAUUGGCAAUCGUCUGCUUGACUGGUUCUCAGUGAUUAUGGCUGAUAGCAAGAAACGUCGCCAGCAUAACCAAAAAUCCAAGGCCCAUUUCCCGCCUGCCUGCAAAACCGAAGCCAAAUGGAUGUUUGGCCAUUUGGAUUUGAACAACGAUGGUCUGCUGUCCCUGCAAGAGAUGUACGAUCUGGAGCAUGAUCAGAAUGAGCGUUGCAUUAAGCCAUUCAUUGAUACCUGCGAUCUGGAUGCGGAUAGUUCGAUUAAUACCCGGGAAUGGUGCCGUUGCUUCGAGAAGACCGAUCGCCCAUGUGCUGCAGUGCGCCGAAGAAUUGCCGGCGACUUUGCAGGUGAGAUAGGGGCCUACGCACCCGACUGCGAUAUCCAAGGAUUCUAUAAGCCCACCCAAUGCCACAACUCGGUGGGCGUCUGCUGGUGUGUGGACAAACAUGGAGUGGAAUUCGCCAACACACGCACACGCGGCAAACCCAAUUGCGAAUCUGUGGUUAAUAAUGCUGCCUCGUUAACUUCCGAUGACGAGGACGAUGAAGGAGCUGAUGAUGAGGAUAGCGCGGAGGGUAGCGCCGAUCAGAUGCUGGUUUUCUAAAUGCCAAGUCAACUUAACAAAAAUUGAUUGGAAACUAUACAGCAGUUAUUCGCGGCUGGCAUCUCAGCAAGUCAGCAAAGCGUUAAAAUACAAAAAAAAAAGGAAAAACAAAAAAAAAAAGUUU